UCUCAUCCCUGGAAAUUGGGCGUGUAGUUUUUGUAUGGCACAGAAAAUACUAUCUUUAUUCAGCGCAUUCUUUUUGGAGUGACUUUUCUCCCGCCGACAUAAAGAGCUCGUUUAACAAGUUCCCGGGGAAGGAGAAGAAGAUAUCACUGCAGUGCAGGCACACCCACCUCCUGUCAGUCACCAGCAGUCAUCCCUCCUUCCCGCUUGUCCAGAGGCUGCAUGAUUGGUUUGUUGUGUAGUCAUGGCGAUGGAGGAAGGCGCGUUGAGCUGUCUGCUGCGCUCUCGCACCAUGUUGGAGCAGGACAUCAAGGCCUCCUACCUGAUGGACCACAUGAUCAGUGACGGUGUGCUGACUGGGGACGAGGAGGAGAUGAUCUCAAAGCAGCCCACCAGGAGGGAUCAAGCUGUGGCCCUGCUGGAGCUGCUGCUGAGGAAGGACAACCGGGCUUAUAUCUCCUUCUACAAUGCCCUUGUCAGGGAGAGCUAUGGUGAUUUAGCCAACCUGCUCCACAACAACCUGCCGCUUAUCUCCCCUGAGGCCCACAAGAGCUUCUCUGACGGCGGCACCCCUUAUGUCCAGACGGUGCUGAGUCAAGGCGGCGUGCCCCAGAGGCCCGUGGUGUUUGUCAGCAGACCGAAGCUGGUGAACCAGGUCAGGGAGAAGCUCUACCGGCUGCAGAAGGAGCCCGGCUGGGUCACUGUGUUUGGCAUGGCCGGCUCAGGCAAGUCUGUCCUGGCUGCUGAGGCCGUGCGCGACCAUGCGCUCAUUGAAGAGUGCUUCCCCGGAGGCGUCCACUGGUUGUCCAUCGGUCAGCUGGACAAGCCGGACCUGCUGGUGAAGAUCCAGUCUUUGUGUUUCCGCCUGGAGCAGAGCCAGGAUCCCCAGUCUGUCCACCGGCCACCCAGCUCUCUGGAUGAGGCCAAGGAGCGCAUGCGCUUCCUCAUGCUGCGCAGAUACCCAAGAUGUCUGCUCAUUCUCGAUGACAUCUGGGACAAUACAGUACUGAAGACAUUUGAUAUCCAGUGUCGGAUACUUGUGACCACCAGAGAUAGAAGCCUCACUGAUUCUGUCAGUGGUGCCAAAUAUGAGGUGGCAGUGGAGAGCGGUCUAGAUGAGGACAAGGCCCUGGAGAUCCUCGCUCUUUAUGUCAACAGUAAACCGCAGAAACUGCCUGAUGAUGCUCGCAGCAUUGUCAGGGAGUGUAAAGGCUCCCCUCUUGUGGUGUCCCUGAUCGGGGCUCUGCUCAGAGAGUUCCCAAGCCGCUGGUCCUACUACUUGCGGCAGCUGCAACAGAAGCAGUUCAAGCGUAUCAGAAAGUCAUCGUCCUAUGACUAUGACGCCCUGGACCAGGCCAUGGCCGCCAGCAUCCAGGUGUUAGCUGAAAACCACCGAGAGCUCUACAAGGACCUCACCGUGCUGGAGAAGGACGUCAAAGUCCCUGCCAAGGUGCUGUCUGUCCUGUGGGACCUGGAGCCAGAAGAGGUGGAGGACAUCCUCCAGGAGUUUGUGAACAAGUCUCUUCUGUUCAGGGACUGUCACCACCGACCCUACCUGUACUACCUCCAUGACCUCCAGCUGGACUUCCUGGCUGAGCAGAACCGCUCCCAGAUAGAGAGCCUGCACACUAAGGUGGUGCGUCAGUACCAGCAGCACUACAAAGACAGUCCUCCCACCUCAGGAGACGAAGAGUGUCUCUACUGGAUCAGAUUCCUCACCUACCACAUGGCCAAAGCCAACCUGUCCCAGGAGCUGUACGCCCUCAUGUUUUCUCUGGACUGGGUCAGGACCAAGGCCCAGAUAAUGGGUCCAGGUCACCUCAUCAAUGACUACGUGGAGCAUGGAGCCAUUCUGGACAAAGAGAACAGUGAGGUGCGCAGUCAGUUCCAGGAGUUCCUGUCUCUGAACGGGCACCAGCUGGAGCAGCGUCCGUUCCCCGACGUGGUGCAGCUCGCUCUCUCUCAACCACACAACUCCGAGGUGUACAGACAGGCUCUGCUGCAGGCACAAGACCGAGCCAGCAAAGGGAAACUCUACUUCGACUGGCUGAAUAAGAGCAGUGUGGAAAGCCUGUCUCGGUUGGUGGUCCAUCCACACCAGGGCUCCAUCUACUCUGCCUGCUUCUCCCACAAUGGAGCCAAGAUUGCCUCCUGUGGAGCCAGCAAGACACUCAGGGUAUUUAAAAGCACCACAGGUGAGAAGCUCCUGGAGAUCCAGGCCCAUGACGACGAGGUGCUCUGCUGUGCCUUCUCCCCCGAUGACCGUCUCCUAGCAACCUGCUCCAGUGACAGAAAAGUCAAGGUGUGGAAUGCGGAGCGAGGCAGCUUGUUGAGGGUGUUUGAGGAGGAGCACGAGGAACAGGUCAACCACUGCCAGUUUACUAACACGACACGGCGCCUCCUGCUGGCCACCUGCUCCAACGACACGUUCAUGAACGCUAAGUUGUGGAACCUCAACAAGCCAUCCUCACAGAACACCAUGUUUGGUCACUUGGAGCCAGUAAAUCACUGUUGUUUCUCCCCUGACGACACCUACCUCUCCACCUCCUCCAGUGAUGGUACCAUUAAGCUAUUCGAAGUGUCGUCUGCCAAUGAGUGGAAGACGAUCGACGUUAAGAGCAUGUUUCCAGAAAGCGACGAACAGACGGAGGUCCACGUCAAGUGCAGCACCUGGUCAGCGGACGGCAAGCGUGUCAUAUGUGCAGCCAGGAAUGCUGUCUUUGUGUUUGACGUGGAGACGGCCGACAUGCUGAUGGAGAUCAGGACCAGUCGUCUGAGCACAGUGCAGUACUGUCACGCCUGUCCCACCAGUAACCUGCUGGCUAUCGCUCUCUCACACUAUGCUGUGGAGUUGUGGGACAUAGAGACCAAUAAGAAGGUGGCUGACUGUAGUGGUCACCUGAGUUGGGUUCACGGCGUUCAGUUCUCUCCCGACGGCUCACAGCUGCUCUCCUGCUCUGACGACCAGACUGUCAGGUUAUGGGAGACAAAGAAGGUGCACACGUCGUCUGCCGUCUCCCUGAAGAGAGACUCCGACGUUCUCUUCAACGGCGAAGUGGUCACUGUGGCAGCUGCAGACAACUGCAACAGACUGCAGGUGCGUGACGGUAAGACAGGAUCAGUGAUGUUCCAGUCGGAGGAGCAUCCGUCCAGGAUCCGCUGCACCUGUAUUUGCAGUCAGCCCUCUGCUGUGGUGCUGGGCCGAGAGGAUGGCACUGUACAGAUACUCGAGGUGCCUUCUGGGAUGGCCUUGGCCACUCUGCUGGGACACACCAAGACGGUGCUGCACUGCCAGUUCAGCCCAGACGGACAAACACUCAUCACAUCCUCAGAGGACACCACUGUCAGGGUGUGGAGGUGGCGGUCGGCAGAGUGUAAAGUGCUGCAGGGCCACAAGGAGCAGAUCCGGCGCUUCACUCUGCUCUCCAACUCGCCCACUGACACAAGACUGCUGUCCUGGUCCUUUGAUGGCACUGUCAAAAUGUGGGACACAGAGAGCGGGCAGAAACUGCAGGAUAUAGAGGCUCACCAGGGAGCCAUUCUGGCCUGUCAUGUCUCGCCAGACGGACGCCUCUUCACCACCACCUCUGCUGACAGGACUGCUAAGGUGUGGAGCUGUGAGUCCUGGCAGUGUGUCCACACACUCAGUGGUCACCAGGACUGUGUCCGAAGCUGCCGAUUCUCUUGGGACAGCCGACGCCUGGCAACGGGAGACGACAACGGAGAGAUACGGCUCUGGAGUGUCAAAGAUGGGUCUUUGCUGAAAAUCUGUUCCCGUGACAACAAGGACGCCAUGGACUCGCUGCACGGAGGCUGGGUGACCGACCUGCACUUCUCCCCAGAUAACUCUCUGCUGGUCUCGACGGGGGGUUACAUUAAGUGGUGGGACGUGGAGCGCGGCGAGGCCCUGCAGACCUUCUAUCCGAUGGGAGCCAAUCUGAAGAGAGUCCACGUGUCCCCCGACUUCUCCACCUUCAUCACCAUCGACAGCAUCGGCAUCCUCUACGUCCUCCGGAGAGUGGUGUGACGAGGACGCCGAAAGACUAAACACCAAAACAUCGAAAACCCCCAAAACACCAAAUUUACUUUGGAAAACUAGUCAGUCCAACCUGUUUGUUUAUCUGUAGGCUCGAUCCGGUGGGACCGUCUGUUGUGCUAUUUAUGGGUGAGCGCCAGUGUAAAUUUGGGGCUUGUUGGGAGAAUGAAUCGCUGGGUGAGAACAGAUAUUUUAUGGGUGUUAUCAACUCUACAUGCGAGCCAACAACAUGCCGGCAUUUUCUCCAGAAGGCACGGUUGUGAAUUUUUGGCUCACCAGAGAUUUGAUUUUAUUCACGAUUCACUAAUUAAGGAUUCAAUAUUUGGAACAAAUCAGUCCAAUUCAGUUCUGUCAAUCACAAUUCAAGCCAAAGUUUGCCAAAAGUUUAUAUCCAUUAAAAAACACAUCCAGUAAUGUAAGACUCUCCUAUUUCCUGAAAUGUGAACACAAUCAGACAAACAUUAUUAUUGACAAAAAAGUGUAAUUUGUAGUAUUCAUAGAUCUUGUUUUCCCCCUUUUUUAAGUAUUGUGAACAGUUUCAUUCAAAGCAUUUUAUAUCAAUUCAGGCUGAAGUCAGGGCUUUUAUUCUGCUUAUUUCUUUCUACAGCAGAUUGAUUCAGUUGAAUAAGCAGAAUUUAUAAUCAAUACAAAGAAUGAAUCAUCAGACCCUGGAAACUGUCGUAUCCCGAAACAACAUCCACUCUCCUUUAUCAGAGUUUACAGUCGUUUCCACUGCCCUGUUUUUACACUGUGGCAGAGACUUUGCUCAGAGCAUUAGGACCAUUAAAUCACUUAAGGUCUCAAUGACAAGUUAACACUUUGAAACCUGGAUCAAGGUCAGAUUUCCUGUGCGGAAACGCCUUUCACAAGCGUUAAGCCCUUUGAAACCUGAGCAAAAUGGCUUGAUUCCUUUCAAAAACAGGGGUAAAAAGGCAAAGAGCAACUUAGCAAGAAAUUACCUGAAAAUCUGUUUAAAAAAGGAUAAAGAAAAUAU
This is a messenger RNA of Myripristis murdjan (pinecone soldierfish), 5027 nucleotides long. It is a transcript of the gene apaf1, whose product is annotated as apoptotic peptidase activating factor 1. Gene Ontology annotation, cellular component: apoptosome. Gene Ontology annotation, biological process: regulation of apoptotic process; apoptotic signaling pathway. The record is from RefSeq and is a predicted model, not a curated record. NCBI's taxonomy places the organism in Eukaryota, Metazoa, Chordata, Actinopteri, Holocentriformes, Holocentridae. The coding region runs from base 242 to 4024 and encodes 1260 amino acids. Gene Ontology annotation, molecular function: protein binding; ADP binding. The transcript has 27 exons.